CAUCAAUCGAAAAUUAAAACAUUCAAACGCCCUUUUAUUAUGGUUAAACAAUAAAAUUUAAUUUAAUUUUCUGAAACAAAAAAAAAGAAUUGUGAUAAUCAUCAUGUCAUCAUCAUCAUCAAGACGUUUUGAAGAUCUGAAAGAUGAAUUGAUUUCAUUGAAGGAAAAAAUACGAAUUCAUCGUCGCCGUAAUGCAAAUGAACUUACAAUCAAUAAAUUGUUUAUCGAUGGUGAUCGUUUGAUUGAAAUGUUACGAAAUGAAGUGGCCAAAUGUCCACCACAAGUACAAUCCGAAAUGAAUGGCCGUUUUUUUGCAUUGAUGAAUGAAUGGAAUGCAUUUAAAAAGACUACCACUACAAGUUCGAAUGGCGGUAGUAGAUCUAUGGGUAGUACAUUUGGCCAACAAAAUUCAUAUAAUACUGAUGGUACACAAAGACAAAUUCUAGCACAAGCAAUUGGAUCAUUAGAACAAACAUCAUUAUCAUUACAUCGUUCUGAAAUGGUGGCUAGAGAAACCGAAGAAAUCGGUACAAAUAUUGUUGAUGAAUUAGGUAAUCAACGUGAAUCAUUAUUGCGUACAAGAGAAACAUUGGAAACAAAUAAUGAAAAUCUAAAACGAACACAUCGAUUAAUACGUACUAUUAAUACAACAUUGAUAACGAAUAAAUGUCUUUUAAUUGUGAUCAUUUUGAUGGAAAUUCUAAUACUUUUAGCCAUCAUUGCCUAUAGGUUUAUUAUUCAUCAUCAUAAAUAAUAAUUUU
This is a messenger RNA of Dermatophagoides farinae (American house dust mite), 761 nucleotides long. RefSeq lists its product as uncharacterized. Gene Ontology annotation, cellular component: SNARE complex; endoplasmic reticulum membrane; late endosome membrane. Gene Ontology annotation, biological process: vesicle fusion. The record is from RefSeq and is a predicted model, not a curated record. Gene Ontology annotation, molecular function: SNAP receptor activity; SNARE binding. Lineage: Eukaryota; Metazoa; Arthropoda; Arachnida; Sarcoptiformes; Pyroglyphidae.